CUAAUUUUAAAAGUUAGUAUAAUCUUCCAAGCCAACGCAAAUGAAAAAACCGAAGAAUCCUUUAAAACACACAAAAUAAACCCUAAAAACGCUCCGAUUCCCAGAAAACCGAAAUGAAAAGGGACCAAUCGCACUUAAUAUUUCAAUAAUACGUGGAGUUUUUAUGUAACAACAGCUUAGCAAAAUUUAAAAAAGAAAAAUCCCCCUUUCUGUCUCGAUCCAGGAUCAGAAUUUCCAGCUGAAAGGUUUUAUGGUAUUAGGGGUAAUUUUUGGGUUUCGGCAGUUUGUAUUGAUAGGGUUUUGAGAGUUAAGAAUGGGGAUUCAAACUAUGGGAUCCCAAAGCAAUGGACAACAGUCUCUUUUACAGCCAUCUCCAUUGGUGAGGCAGAAUUCAUGGUAUAGUCUUACUCUUAAUGAAGUUGAAAACCAAUUAGGGAACUUGGGGAAGCCUUUAGGUAGUAUGAACCUUGAUGAGCUUCUUGAUAAUGUAUGGAGUACCGAGUUGAAUCCGCCGUUAGGGAUGAAUAAUACCGAAAGCAUUUCGUCAUCUUCUUCAUCUCUUCAACGUCAAGCUAGCUUAACCUUGGCUAGAGCUUUGAGUGGUAAGACGGUAGAUCAAGUGUGGAGUGAGAUACAACAAGGUCAAAAGAGGAGGUACGGUGAGGGGAUGAAGGAUCAAGAAAGAGAAGCAAAGCUUGGCGAAACCACAUUGGAGGAUUUUUUGGUACAAGCAGGGCUUUUUGUUGCUGAAACAUCGUUGGAUCCUACAAUGGAAUUUGAUAAUACCCGUCAGCAAAGUUUGCCACACCAAUUCAGAUUGUCACCUACACCAUCUAUUGGUACAUUAUCGGAUACACCUAUGACGGGGCAGAAACGAGAUGUAUUUGAGAAGAGUAUUGAGAGUUUGCCACAGCAAUUUGGGUUGUCACCUACCCCAUCUAUUGGUACGUUAUCGGAUACACCUAUGACGGGACGGAAAAGAGAUGCUCAAGAUGCAUUUGAGAAGAGUAUCGAGAGGAGGUUAAGGAGAAAGAUCAAGAACAGGGAAUCUGCUGCACGAUCACGAGCUAGGAAGCAGGCUUACCACAAUGAGCUGGUUAACAAGGUUUCACGAUUAGAAGAGGAUAAUCUAAAGCUCAAAAGAGAGAAGGAAUUUGAUACAAAAUCUCAGUGUGAAACAUCUGAAACAAGGUAUCAGCUUAGAAGAACAAGUUCCGCCUCUUUUUAACUCGUGUUUUCCGCUGUUUUAAGCUCUCUAGUUGGCUUGUUGACAGAGCUUCGUUGUGAAUUCGUUCCAAGGGUUUGGCAUUCUGUACAUUUAUGAUUAUCAUAUGUGUUGGUUUUUACCUUCCUCUGAAAAACCGCCAUGUUUAUAUGUGUUAGGUUUUUAUUUAUUCGGCUGAACGACAAGUAAAUCGGUGUUGAUUAGGCUAUAAUCCUACCUUUAAAGUAGAAAAAGCUUGGGGAAAAAGAAAUGUUGUGCAAACAUUGACUAUGGGAAUGCAAUAAUAUUUGCUUUAAACCCUGCAUAA
This is a messenger RNA of Gossypium arboreum, 1532 nucleotides long. RefSeq names its product ABSCISIC ACID-INSENSITIVE 5-like protein 2. Gene Ontology annotation, molecular function: DNA-binding transcription factor activity. The coding region runs from base 314 to 1228 and encodes 304 amino acids. The record is from RefSeq and is a predicted model, not a curated record. Gene Ontology annotation, cellular component: nucleus. The transcript is spliced from 4 exons. Gene Ontology annotation, biological process: positive regulation of DNA-templated transcription. Lineage: Eukaryota; Viridiplantae; Streptophyta; Magnoliopsida; Malvales; Malvaceae.